Molecule: messenger RNA, 1880 nt
Organism: Laetiporus sulphureus 93-53
Lineage: Eukaryota; Fungi; Basidiomycota; Agaricomycetes; Polyporales; Laetiporaceae
Product: P60-like protein
Exons: 7
Coding region: 67-1476 (469 amino acids)
Biological process (GO): ribosomal large subunit assembly; rRNA processing
Cellular component (GO): nucleolus
Molecular function (GO): 5S rRNA binding
Source: RefSeq, a predicted model, not a curated record
ACCAAAUCUCGUUUACAACUCGUUCGUCGUGCGUUGCUGCUAACUAAUAUCCCUUUCGUCGCCAUCAUGUCCGCGAUAGGGACACAGUCAAAAGCACAGGCCAAAACAAGCCUAGAAACGAAGAACUCGCACUCCUCAGUCGGCGCACCUGCACAACAUACGCAGGGUAGCCGUAGAGGUAAAAGGGCAUGGCGGAAACAUGUCGACAUUGGGGAGAUUGAGACGGGCAUGGAAGAGCUCAGGGCGGAGGAGAGAACGCAUGGGACAUUCCUGCAGAAAAGGACGAACGACGAGCUCUUCGUGAUCGACGCCACGGGUGAUGACCGUAUCCGCGCUUCCCUCCCGAAACUCACAAGGAUCAAAUUCUCCCCCGCCUUAACCACCGCUGCAAAAAUCCUCGCACAGCGCUCUGCCGUCCCCGCUGUCUUUUCCCGCACCACGACUUCGAACACACUGAAACGCAAAUCUUCCGUGCACCUCACUCAUGAGGAGAAGGGCCGUCUGCUGAGGAUUGGCAAGAGGCCGAGGAAAGGGCCAUUCAAUUCAGUCGUGGACCAUACUGAGGCCGGCGCUGGAAGUGCCUUGCUGGAGAUGAGCGCAGCCGCUCAAGCAGCGGCAGAAGGUGCAUGGGAUGUGUGGGAAGAAAAGGAGCAGAAUGAGGAGGAUAACGAAUUGCUGAAGAAGAUGAAGAAGGUGAAGCCGAAUGUCUCGCAUCCGCGUGAAGACAUCGCUAUCCCUGCCGUACCCGCUCCGCACGCAGGUGCGUCGUACAAUCCGCUCGCAAACGCACAUGAGGAGCUGCUACGCUCGGCGAUCGAGGUGGAGGAGCGUCGCGUGAAAGAGGCGCAGCGGUUAGACGAGAUGCGGGAGAAAAUUGAACAGGGAAGGAAGGCCGCAAUAGAUGAGUGGUAUGAAGGUGGAGUGCGGGGGAUGCGGGUGGACGUGCCUGGAGAUGAGGAGGGAGAGGAAGAUGAACGUGAAGACCUGGAAGAGGUACAGGGCAUGAUAAAGAAGGCAUCAGGGAGAAAGACGAAGCAGGAUAGGCGAAAGGCGGAGAAAGUGAAAGCCGAAAAACGCGCCAUUGCUGAGCGGAUAGCGCGGAAUCGCAUGCUCGCGUCAGUCGAUAGCGCCAAAUCGCUACGAAAGGCCCUCGCCAGACAGCAGGCGACGCGGGCGGGACUUCGAGCAGAGCGGGAACAGAAGCUUAAGGAAGAGAGACAAAAGAAGGGUCUCGCGGGUACGAAAAUAGGGAAGCAUCGCGUGCCGGAGGGGGAAGUGGACGUGCAGCUUGGUGAGGAACUCAGCGAGAGCUUGCGGGCGCUGAAGCCCGAGGGCAACCUGUUCCGAGAUAGGUUCUUGAGCAUGCAGCAGCGGGCACUGGUCGAGCCAUGUGCGCUUAUCUUGCCGAGAAAACGCAAGGCGAAGAUGAAGGAGUACGAAAAACAUGCGUUCAAGCGGUUCGACCAAGAAUCCUGAUGUCCUUAGGCGGUACAAGCUUGCCGUCAUCUGAGGUUUUAGCCAAUGCACCGCGGUCUUUUACACCUGUGGGCGUCCUGGCAGCCGUUGCGCAAUCACAGCUACUGCUUCACAGGACUGACGGUGCGACUGCGUUUGCGUAAUCAACAGGCUCGUGGAUAAUCAUGCUUUCGAAUACGAAUGUAGACUGAGCAGUUGAAGCUUGUGGCUGAUCCUCACGGGUUGAAGGAACACGAACUUCUCACAAAAAGCGGAGUCAAUGAUCAUACUGUGAUCACCCACUCCGGUUGCGCUGCAGUAUGCUGUAUAUAUUUUCAAAAUUAUCCUAAAGCAAGGGGACGACCGGGAGCACGACUAAAAUGGACAUUUAGGGGAUUGAACCCUGGACCUCACGCAAAUGUCGC